GGGGCCACCGCCGCCGCCUCCUCCUCCCGGAGCUGCAGUCGCCUCCUCUGCCAGUGGCGUAGCCGACGGGGCGCCGCAGAGCCGGGCUGGACGCGAGCGGGGGGCCAUGGAGAAAGCGGCCCGAGGCGCCCCGCACAGCGACUAGAGCAGGCCGGCUGCGCUGCGGGCGCCAUGGACCGAGCGCCUGCGGACCAGAACAUUAAGCUUUCAGCUGAAGUAGAGCCAUUUAUUCCCCAGAAGAAGAACCCAGACCCGUUUAUGAUCCCAAUGGCCCUCCCAGGUGAUAAUGGAAGUGUCUCUGGAGCAGAACCAACUCCAAUCCCCAGCUACCUGAUUACUUGUUACCCAUUUGUUCAGGAAAACCAGUCCAAUAGACAGUUUCCCUUAUAUAACAGUGAUAUACGAUGGCAACAGCCCAACCCAAAUCCUACUGGACCAUACCUUGCCUACCCCAUAAUAUCUGCUCAGCCACCUGUUUCUACAGAAUAUACAUAUUACCAGCUGAUGCCAGCACCCUGUGCCCAAGUAAUGGGCUUCUAUCAUCCUUUUCCUACACCUUACUCCAACACCUUUCAGGCAGCAAGCACUGUAAAUGCUGUAACCACAGAGUGCACUGAGCGUCCAGAUCAGCUGGGGCAGGCCUUCCCACUGUCCAGUCAUCGGAACAGGAGCAGUAACAGAGGACCGGUAGGACCAAAACAACAGCUCUUACAACAGCAUAUAAAGAGCAAAAGGCCACUGGUGAAAAAUGUAGCUAUUCAGAAAGAAACAAAUGCAGCAGGUCCUGAUAACCGAUCAAAAAUUGUGCUUCUGGUUGAUGCUUCACAGCAAACCGAUUUCCCAUCAGAUAUCGCUAACAAGUCUCUGUCAGAGAGCACUGCCACGAUGCUCUGGAAGUCUAAAGGCAGGAGGAGGAGAGCGUCUCACCCAACUGCGGAGUCCUCUAGUGAGCAGGGGGCUAGUGAGGCCGACAUUGACAGUGACAGUGGUUACUGCAGUCCCAAACACAACAACCAGCCCACCACAGGGGCCGUGAGAAACCCUGACUCCGGGACCACAAGCGUGAGCCAUGUGGAAUCAUCUGUAUGUGCAGGUGGUGUAAAUUGGUCCAAUGUAACUUGCCAGGCAACCCAGAAAAAACCUUGGAUGGAAAAAAAUCAGUCAUUUCCCAGAGGUGGAAGGCAACCUGAACAAAGAAAUAGUUCGCAGGUUGGAUUCAGAUGCCGAGGACACAGCACUUCCUCAGAAAGAAGACAGAAUUUGCAAAAGAGACAAGAUAAUAAGCAUUUAAAUCCUAAUCAGUCUCAUAGAAGUGACCCAAAUUCUGAGUCUUUAUAUUUUGAGGAUGAAGAUGGGUUUCAAGAACUAAAUGAGAAUGGAAAUGCUAAGGAUGAGAAUAUUCAACAGAAACUUUCUUCAAAAGUAUUGGAUGACUUACCUGAAAACUCACCCAUCAACAUAGUUCAGACUCCAAUUCCCAUUACCACUUCCGUUCCUAAACGUGCAAAAAGUCAGAAGAAGAAAGCCUUAGCAGCAGCACUUGCCACAGCUCAAGAAUAUUCAGAAAUAAGUAUGGAGCAAAAAAAACUACAGGAAGCUUUAUCAAAAGCAGCUGGGAAAAAGAACAAAACACCUGUGCAGCUAGAUUUGGGGGACAUGUUAGCUGCCCUGGAAAAACAACAACAAGCAAUGAAAGCACGGCAGAUCACCAACACCAGACCUCUGUCAUACACAGUGGUUACUGCAGCUUCUUUUCACACUAAAGACUCUGCUAACAGAAAACCUUUAACCAAAACUCAGCCUUGUUUGACAUCCUUUAAUUCUUUGGACAUUACUUCCUCUAAAGCAAAAAAAGGAAAAGAGAAGGAAAUUGCAAAAUUAAAACGACCUACAGCACUUAAAAAGGUUAUUUUGAAAGAAAGAGAGGAAAAGAAGGGACGUUUAACUGUGGACCACAACGUUUUGGGAUCUGAGGAAUCAACAGAAAUGCAUUUAGAUUUUAUUGAUGAUUUGCCACAGGAGAUUGCUUCCCAGGAAGAUACUGGACUGAGUAUGCCCAGUGAUACCUCAUUGUCUCCAGCAAGCCAGAACUCUCCGUAUUGUAUGACCCCUGUGUCACAGGGCUCUCCUGCUAGUUCUGGGAUAGGCAGUCCAAUGGCAUCAUCAACAAUAACCAAAAUCCACAGCAAAAGAUUCAGAGAGUAUUGUAAUCAAGUUCUUUGUAAAGAAAUUGAUGAAUGUGUGACUCUUCUUCUCCAAGAGCUUGUCAGUUUCCAGGAACGCAUCUACCAAAAGGAUCCUGUAAGAGCAAAAGCAAGAAGACGGCUGGUUAUGGGUCUACGGGAAGUUACUAAACAUAUGAAGUUAAACAAGAUAAAGUGUGUUAUAAUUUCUCCAAAUUGUGAAAAAAUACAGUCAAAAGGUGGCCUGGACGAAGCACUCUAUAAUGUUAUAGCCAUGGCCCGGGAACAAGAAAUUCCUUUUGUGUUUGCUCUUGGGAGGAAAGCUCUCGGUCGCUGUGUGAACAAGCUGGUUCCUGUAAGUGUGGUGGGAAUCUUCAAUUACUUUGGUGCUGAGAGCCUAUUUAACAAGUUAGUAGAACUCACUGAGGAAGCCAGGAAAGCCUACAAAGACAUGGUUGCAGCAAUGGAGCAGGAGCAGGCAGAGGAGGCCUUAAAGAAUGUGAAGAAGGUACCACACCACAUGGGCCACUCCCGGAACCCCUCCGCAGCAAGCGCCAUUUCCUUCUGCAGUGUUAUUUCUGAACCCAUCUCUGAAGUAAAUGAGAAGGAAUAUGAAACAAAUUGGAGAAACAUGGUAGAAACUUCAGAUGGACUGGAAACAUCAGAAAAUGAGAGAGAGGCGUCUGGUAAGCACAGCACUUCUGAAAAACCCAGUAAGCUUCCAUUUGACCCAGCUACCGUUGGUAAGCAGCCGUUAUUAGUGGCUGCAGGCGGCACUACCUCAGCCACGAACCCUGGGAAGUGUACAGCAAGUGAUAAAGAGGAAGUGAAGCCUGAUGACCUGGAAUGGGCCUCGCAGCAGAGUACAGAGACUGGUUCUUUGGAUGGCAGUUGCCGAGAUCUUCUGAAUUCCUCCAUCACCAGCACCACCAGCACUCUUGUACCUGGCAUGCUUGAGGAAGAAGAUGAUGAAGACGAAGAAGAGGAGGAAGAUUAUACUCAUGAACCCGUAUCAGCAGAAGUGCAGCUCAACAGUAGAAUUGAGUCAUGGGUCUCAGAGACCCAGAGGACUAUGGAAACCCUUCAGCUUGGAAAAACGCUUAAUGGUUCUGAGGAAGACAAUGUGGAGCAGAGUGGAGAAGAAGAAGCAGAAGCAGCUGAGGUUCUGGAGCCAGGGAUGGACAGCGAGGCAUGGACUCCUGACCAGCAGGCCAAUCCUGAGCAGCAGAAGCCUAGCAGCUCCACAAAGAAAGAACACUCUGAUUCUGCUACACCCCAAAAUACGUAACUCAGGAAAUGUCCGCUCUCUGUCUCCAGCUGUGUGAGGUUGCAGUCAUUAUCCUUGAUGCUUCAUCUCAACAUUUUGCACUGUCCAGUAGUUAAUUGUUGCUUAAUUCCCAACAAAUUCUUUGUAGCUUUUAACUGUUUUAUUAUCUGUAGCUUAGCUUUUAUUAGCAUCUAAGUGUCUUUCUAAGAAUUGUGUGAAAAAUCCAGAUUUAUUUCAACUUAUUUUGUAAUGAAAAACAAUGAUUUAAAAAAUGAAGACCAGGUUCUAAAGAAAAUAAAUUUAAAAUAUCUAUUUAAGGUCAUUUUGAGAGCUCAAGAUCAAGGUUUGAAGGGUAAGAACAGUUAUCAAUGUUUGUUUCAAGACUAGAACUCCUCAUUCUUAAUUUGAUCAAAAAGUUGUUUAGACUUAUUUUAAAAAGAACUGGAAGUAGGGUCAGAAAAGUAAUUAACAGGCGAGGGUAACAAGUCAACAAAGUAUAUUAUGUUUAAAAAGUGAUGCAGUUUCUGUUUGGUGAUCAUUGUAACUUAUUAAAGUUGGGAUGGGCUAAAAUAGCUUCCAGAACUUAGGCAAGUGAAGUUACCGUGCCAGAUGAGAGCGGCUGGCCUCAUUUGUGGAAAGUGAUAGGUGUUGUCUGUAAUACUGAACAGUUAGUCACCCAUGAUAGGACCUGCCAGGUUCUGUCUUAUAUUUGCUUCUUACUUACCUCAGGAAUGCUCUUGUACAUAAUCUUAUUUACAUAAAAUUAGGCAGAUUUUGACAGAUGAAUAAUUGUAACUGAUUGUAUGCACUUACAUGUUGACUAUCCAGAAACAAAGAUAUUCUGGUGUGUUCUUUCUUGGCUUCUGUUUCAGGGCCCUCUUGAUUUGAGAUAAGGAUUUUUUUGGCUAUCUAAACUUGUCCUGAGUGCAAAACCAUUUCAUCUUUUUAAAAUACACAUUUCACACCUAGCUUUGAGUACUUUCCAUAUAACAGUGACCAUAGUUACUAACAGAAAGUCAGGGAAAGGAAUUUUGCACAACUUGUGUUCUGAUAAGGCUUAGAAGAGGAAAUUUUAGAAGAAAAGAGAAAGUUCUAAUUGUGCUGAAUCUAUUAGAUGAUUUAGAGUGUACAGACAUGCAGGAAUUAGUUUUUUUAUUCACUAUUAUUUAUCUCUGCCCUUCUCUUGAAGUAUGUGUACUUGCUUGGGAGAAAUUGUACCUGGUGAGCCAAACAUUUUAUUUCCUAGUCAGUCACCACCUGGAUUUUAGUUUAUAUAAUGGUGGAAGAAUUAUAAAUUACCCGUUUUCCAUCUGACCUCUUCCAUUCCCAGCUGGCGCACGUACACACGCAUGCACACACCAGCUUUCCACUGAGAGACGCUCCCAUAAGCAGACACAGACUGAGGAGGGAGGGGUAGUUUCUCUGCCCUGGAUAGAUGGGGCAAGGCUUUGCGUCACAGAGGCAGCAGAGAGGAGUUGGGGAAAUUCCUUACUGUGCUAGUUUUGAUGUUUUAUAAUGCUGGCAUUUAAUUACUGGAGAGAUUAGGCUUAGUUGAUGAAUUGUUAAUUCGUUGUGAUUCACAAUUUGUGAAUCAUAAAACUUUAGGAGCAUUGCUGUAUUGAAAAUGCCAGUCAACUUCAUUAGUGGUGUGCUGAAAAGAGGGCAUUAUUUUACUGACCUGUAGAAACUGUCACUAAUUAUUCAAUACCUAGAAAACAUCAUGUAAGGAAUGAAGCCUCCGAAAUAAUGAUCAUGGAUUUACAUGUGGCGGAUUUUACUGUCUCUACACACUUGGAAGUAUUAAUUUGUUUAAAGAAAUGAUAGAGAUUUUGAACUACUGACAGUCUUAAAAGUGAAUUUAAACUUUUCCUACUUUUUAUGGUGUUAAUUUCCUUUGCUCAAUGUCAGUGAUUCAGAGAACUCUUGAUCUUGAGGUAAUGGCUUUUCAAAGGUUUCUUAUAUUUUGUAUCUAUUCUGAACAUGAAUCGUCAUUUUAGAUUUUUGACAUUUGUAUCAAAAGAGAAGUUGAGGAAAUCUUCAGAACACCAGUGAGAUAAUUUUGCUUUGGACUUUGGAAGUGUGUGAUUAAAUAUUUGGUAAAUGCUCUCACACACAGUACCUCAUCUGCCAGCAAAUCCAAGGGACCAUAAUCUUUUUUAUAUGAAACAGGACAUUUCUAGAGGACAACCCAAGAAUUACUAAAGGAAAUGCUACUAUGCUGAGAAUAUACUUAAAUACAUAUGGAUGUCUUUAUAAUUUGUUUCCCUUAGGUAAAAUUUGGAAUUCGUGUAUAUUGAGUUACAGGCUUAAAAGAAGUGUGAGAAUUAGGAAAGCCUUUUUUUUGUUUGUUUGUUUAAGUUAAUGUGAUUCACUCUUCGGAGACCUAGAAAGAGAUAAAAUGGUAAGAGUAAGGGUUUAUCAGCACAAGAAAUAGAAACAGUGAUUUUUUUUUUUUUUUGUAAUGUGUAGAAGUUGUUUAACAGGCACUGAUUAAUGUUAGAUUUCUAUUGUAGUACAUAGCAUAUAAAUGACAGUGUGGAUUACACUCCCUAAAUUACAUUUCUGCUUCAGCAGAUUUGUUUGCUAUGAAGAUUACUUCUUAAAAGACAAAUGUUCAUGAUAGCUUAAUUUUUGGUUUGAAUAUGUUUGUAAAUGAUGUAAUAUAAUUUCUUUUGACUAAACAGCAAAAAAAUAACAUGUGUUACACAUGGAAAAGUUUUUACAGGCUUUAACAGAAAGUCAUUUUUGAAGAGAUGGUUAUUUUAUAUGCUUCCAG
Castor canadensis (American beaver) is the source of this 6226-nucleotide messenger RNA. RefSeq names its product SECIS binding protein 2 like (gene Secisbp2l). Lineage: Eukaryota; Metazoa; Chordata; Mammalia; Rodentia; Castoridae. The record is from RefSeq and is a predicted model, not a curated record. Gene Ontology annotation, molecular function: mRNA 3'-UTR binding; selenocysteine insertion sequence binding; ribonucleoprotein complex binding. Gene Ontology annotation, cellular component: ribonucleoprotein complex; mitochondrion.